This is a messenger RNA of Cylicocyclus nassatus, 2498 nucleotides long. The record is from the annotation of a GenBank genome assembly. NCBI's taxonomy places the organism in Eukaryota, Metazoa, Nematoda, Chromadorea, Rhabditida, Strongylidae.
GAAUCGUACAUUUAGGGAUGGGUAACACGUUAGCAGGCGAAACGCUUGGCACCUGGGAUGAUGAGGAUGUUUUAAAGUGGAAGAAGGACGCAAGAAUGCAACAGCAGACAUUCUACCUUCAGUUUGAAGGCACUCAGUUUCAUGACAUUUCUGAUCUGUCCGUGGCCCUACGCGUCACCAAAAUAGCAUUCGCCAUAAUCGGCCUGCCGACGACGGAGAAGGAGAAACUGGAGGAUGCAUACAGUGACGAGCAGCGCGCAUUUGCUAAAACAGUCUACGAUAAAAUACAUGAAGUCUAUAUGGAGGCCCCUAUCAAGCAAUUUCGACUCGGCUUUAUCUUCAUCUGCUGCAAGGAGGGAGAAAAGCAGUACCAGGUGCCCCUUUUCCGUCUUGUAUGGAACUGUGAAGGCGGUGUCAAUGACGUGCGUUAUAUCGACACGAGCUGUCGCGUUUACAAAUCCGCACAAGACUGGAAGGACAACAAUCGCUUGCCAAUGCUGAAAUAUUGCUAUCCAAAGCGUCUCUUCUACACUUGCUCGGAUUCUUAUGAUUAUGAUUUUGACGUCGAUAAAGAUGUCGUGCUGGAGUACGGAACUUCGCCAGCAUGCGAUCUAACCGCGCGGCUGGGCCGCAUUGGGGACGUCGUCAUCUCAACGACGGCCAUGACAGUCGGGCUCGUGUCAAUGUUCACUCCUGCCGGGUUCGUCAGUGCACCCUUGCUGCUCACCGUUGGCGUUUCAAGUGGCGUCUAUGGUGCUGGCCGCGCAAUAGAUCGGCUCAUAGAUAAAGGCUCCCACGGCGAAUCGUUGGGCGAUCUUGAAAGCAUCCUAUUAUUCGUUGCCAUCGCCGCUUCACCGCUAAACCUGCUGUCUGGCUUCGUGAACGCGCGCCUCGCCGCAGGAGCUGCUGCCGGGCGUAUCUUCUCGCAAACGGAGCGUAUUUUGGCAACGUUGCUCAUCAUGACGACAUUCGGCAUCGAUUCUUUCUCUAUGGUGCUCAACAUCGCAAGCUUGGUGAAGAAGAAAAUGGAAGGCAAUCUUACGAGCUUGGACGUGCUGCAAUUUUCCGUCAGCCUUCUCUUCUUUGCCAAUACCGUCGUGCAGCCAAAGACGGCGACAGGUGUGAUCGCGAAGGCGCAAGAGGCGCGCAUUGGCGCUAUUUCCGAAACAAUGACGGAUCAGCAAGCAAAGGAGGUCUUUAAGGCGUACCUGAAGGAGAACAAGGGCGACGGCGGCAUCAAGGCGACGUCCAAGGUUGUGCGCAACUUGAAUCGCAUGGAGGACCCAAAUGCCUUCUUCAAGGGAGCCGCUGGGUUCAAAUCCAUCCAGAUCGGCGGCAGAAAGGGUAAAACGGUGUUGCUGACUAGCGAACAUGGGCAGGUGCAUAGAGCGAAUCCAAACGACAGGGCCACUUAUUCUGCGGAAACAUUUUCGCAGGUACCCAAAGUACAAAAAAUAGCAAGAUUGCGGCAGUGCCUCGGCGGUGACUAUGAAUGUCACGAACAGCUUGGCCGGCUCAAUCCACAGCAGAAGGCACGGCUUAAUAAGGUCUUCGGUGGCGCUGCAAAGUACGACAAAAGGAUUGUCGAUUACGCUACGAAACUUGCAGAGCAAAUGAACGUACGCAAUGAUCCUGACGCUUUCAUGUCGCUGGUGGAGGUGGUAGCUGCUGAAGCGAGAGGCAACAGAAACUUUGACUUCAACAACACCGCUGAUUUCCAGCGCAAUGUAAAUUCCGACCUUGCUCGGAUUCACAAGUUGGCAGCAUCGAAGCGCCUGCGAUUCGCCGACGACUUUAAGGCGCUGUAUCAUUUCCGCAAGCACGGUGCUGAAUUUAUGGAAAUGUGUGAGCUCAAAUUCUACCUCGGCAAACUACCGAACGACAUUCGUGCAAACGGCAAUCUCACUGAUGUCUGCGACAUAAAAGUUGUUGCACCGGACGGUGCCGUAGAUAUGUUCACGCGUAAAACGUACUACAAGCCGGACGACUCAAUGCUGGUGGUGAUCGAGAAGAACGGCAUGGAGAAGAUCAGCACUAUUUACAAGGAUGCGGGAGGCUGGAAGCAAUUCGAAUCUCGCUUUAACGUCACCAACAUUUCUACGCCCGAGAUUGCGCUGGGGAAGUUCGCUGCGCUUGCCGGUCUCUCUAGCUGGCAGAUGAAGCUACACAGCAUGGAACAUGGAAAAGUCUGGGACAGCCUUGACGCCUGUUCUGUCGGUGACAGAGACCUUAUCGCGAAACUGGUGUCCAUUUUGGUGCAUGAACAGGUCGAAUUUCUCGACAGUAGCGAGGACGAGGGUUUCUAUGAUGAGUAAAUUAUCAGCAUGUACCUACCACGACGUAAAAUUAUUUACAAUAUUACUGAAUACGCUAUGUAUACACAUUUUGUGCCUAUCCUAGUACCAUAAACUGAUAGCUGCCGAAUUACUGUCUUGAAUUUUGUUUUGGAAGAGCUGCACUUUGUAAAACCUACGAUUCUCACUCCAAGCUUGGAGCUA